UCACGCUCGCGUACGCGUUCGUCCUUCGUAGAAAACCCGAGGAGCACGCGCACCGAGGGUUGUUUAUGGACGACAGACGGACGGUGUUUUUGUCACGAACGGGAAUAAAAGUACGCGUUUAUUUACGCAAGACAAACGAUAAUAAAAAGAAAAACGAAAGAGAAUAGAAUAGCGAAAAUUAUCGGCGAGUAAUCUCAAAAGAGUAGUGAGUUUCGCGCGCGAUACGUACACGCACGCGCACAUACAAUCUCGCGGCUCGUCGGUGGAUCAACUUCGCCAUCUGCCGGCGUCCCAAUCGGAUACAGUGUGUGCCCGGAGAGUCUUCGUUUAGUCAAUGUCAGGGUGCUUUCCGUUCUCUCCGUUGUGUGGCGCUGACGCAAAUAUUUUUUUUGAGAUAUUACGAGAGGAGCCGAGAAGAGGGAAUACCGUCUUCUCAGCUAACGAAAGGAUAAGGAUACGAGCGUACGAAGAAUAAGAAGAGGAAGAAGUAGAAGAAGUUACUUUCACGCGAUAGAGGAAAAUAACGAGUGUAAAGAGGAGGGCACGUUUCUCGCCGGUGAAUCCGGUGGUACUUGGUUCUCGAAGAGUCGACUUUCGUGACUCGUCUUCUCUCCUCUCCUCUUUUUUCUCUCUCUCUCUCUCUCUCUCUCUCUUUCUCUCUUUCUCUCUUUCUCUCUCUCUUUCUCUUACUCGCUCGCUCACUCUUUCGCCUCCCACGAAAAGUCAUUCCUCCCUCUUGGAAGUCCCGCCAGGAGCGAGAAAGCAGGAGCUUUUCUCUCUCCCUCUUGCCAACGCUCCACCUCCAGCUUGGUCUUGCUAGUCCUGCCCUACCAGCGACAACGCACCCUUCUCUUCGUUCCUGGGCCUUCUCUGGCUCUCCCCACCAUCGCCACCACUACUCGCCCUCCUCUCUCUCUCUCUCUCUCUCUUUCUCUCUCUUGCUCUUCCUGCCGCAAGGAGGGCAUACUCGGCGGCUCGUGUCAGUAGUGUGUGCGAGGCAGUGCGGCAAAGCAGUACGACGAGUCAGUGCACGGCGACUCGUCGUUGUGUUGCGACGGUUGGCGCGGAGGAGAGUGUCGAAGAACGUGUGACCCUUUUUUCUCUCUCUCUCUCUUCCCCCGGUGCUGCUAAUCGCGUAUAUCUCUGCAACAAAGUAUGCUCGUUGCGAAUCGUCGUCCUCUUUGUGCUGUUUCUUUUUCUUCUUCUUUUUCUUCUUCUUCUUCUUCUUCUUAUUAUUAUUAUUAUCCAUCAAUCUUUCGUGGCCGACGUAGUGCCCUGUGCUACUACUGCUACUGCGUUACGAGCUCCGAACAAUCGCGUUGAGGACCUCUUUCUUCUCUCGCUAUCUUUCUCAGCGUGGGAACGACGCAACAGCGAGGAGGAGACAUCGAAGAGACCCCCUUCUUUCCUGCUUUGACCCUCCCCCCUCUUGUCGAGGCGUCGUCCUUCCUUUAUCUCCGUCUAUAUCUAUAUAUCUAUACAUAUUACAUAUGUGUGUUUUGGAUCGCGUCUCUCAUUCUUUCUCUCUCUCUCUCUCCCUCUGUCUCUACAGUAAGCUAGAGGAAUAAAUGGAAUAUAAAGUGUUAUAUAUCGUCGGGGGAGUGUGAAGUGAUCGAGUGUUCGAAAUAAGAAAGAAAAAAUAAAAAGAAAAAAAAAAGGAAAAGGAAAAAAAAGGGGAGUAAUAAGGCGAUUCCCUAGAAAGCAUAUUAAAAAUUCUACGAUACUUUGGUUUUCGGAAAUUAAUAAGAAGAGUAAGUGAAAAGUGCCGCGAACGGCAAGUCGCCGCCAGCCUUCGCGAGUUCGCGAAUACCGGGCGGUGUAUACGUAUAUAUAAGAGGAGGAGGAGGAGGAGGAGGAACAACAGCAGCAGCAGCAGCAGCAGCAGCAGCAGCAGCAACAGCAGCAACAGCAGCAGCAGCAGCAGAAACGUUAGAGCAAGGAACGUUAUCGGUGGCUAUGCAGCCUCGCGAAGCUAUUACCGGAAGAAGAUAACGCCGACAGUAAGUCGGACAAAAGACGAAUCACCACGGUGGUCCACGCGCACGAGAGACGCGUAAACAUUCGGUGGCUUCGAUUAGCCAAAACAUGUGGACCACGAUGUUAGUGUGGACGGUCGCCGUCGUUCUUCUACCGUCACCCCGUGCGGUUAACGCUUCGGGGGUGUUCGAGCUAAGGUUAAAGUCGUUCGUCAACGAAUACGGAAAGGAUAGUCUGGGUAAGUGCUGUUCAGGCACUACCUCAAGGACAGGCGAAUGUUCAGGUGUUUGCAAGACCAGGUUUAGGGUAUGUCUGAAGCAAUACCAAGUGAAGAUCGACACAACAACACCGUGCACUUAUGGAGAUGUUGUUACACCUGUACUCGGCGAGAAUAUUGUUAAUCUUAGUCCAAAUGUCGCCUUGCCCAGUUUCACUAAUCCCAUCAGAUUUCCGUUCGAGUUCACGUGGCCGGGCACGUUUUCCUUGAUCGUCGAGGCCUAUCACGAUUCAAACAAUACAACUCAUCAUUCACCCGAAAAGGUACUGAUCACCAGGCUGACUACACAAAAGUGGCUGGACGUGGGCCCAGAAUGGAUAGAGGAAGAACAUAGGAGUGCCCAUUCACGAAUGGUUUACGAGUAUAGAGUGACGUGUGCAGCGCAUUAUUAUGGAAAAGGAUGUGAAAAUCUUUGCAGACCUAGAGACGAUAACUUCGGUCAUUAUAGUUGCAGCCCUACCGGUGAACGUGUCUGUCUUUCGGGAUGGAAGGGCGACUACUGUGCUACUCCCCGCUGCCUGCCCGGAUGCGACGAGCAGCACGGACACUGCAGUCGACCCAACGAAUGCAUCUGUCACAGCGGUUGGAAAGGAGCCUUUUGUGAUCAGUGCGUGAGAUAUCCCGGGUGCCUUCAUGGUAGUUGCCAAAAGCCUUGGGAAUGUCUAUGCGACGAAGGCUGGGGCGGACUGUUCUGCAACCAGGAUCUAAACUACUGCACGAAUCACAAACCCUGCAUGAACGGUGGCACCUGCUUUAACACCGGCCAAGGAUCGUACACCUGCUCCUGCGCGCCGGGCUUCACUGGUACGGACUGCCAGACACAACUUUUGGACUGUCACUCGAAGCCAUGCUUGAAUGGAGGCUCCUGUUCGAUGGAAGCAACGUACGCAAACUCGAGCGUAUCCACCAGUGGCGGCAGCAACACAAACGGCAAUCAUCAUCAUCGUUCGGGUUCUUCCUCUUCGCUCGAUAGCUCCUCGUCAUCGAGCAAGUUACAACGAGCAGCUUAUAGAUGCACUUGCCCACCAGGCUGGAGAGGUCGCCACUGCGAGAUGACAUCAAGAUCAUGUCGAGACUCGCCCUGCUUGCACGGUGGUAUCUGCGAAGACGAUUCAUUGAACGGCUACGUUUGUCAUUGUCCAGCAGGAUAUACGGGUACCGAUUGCGAAUCCCAACUAGAUGAAUGCUCACCGAAUCCUUGCACAAAUGGUGGCACCUGCACCGACAUGGUGAACAGUUAUCGUUGCUCCUGCCCUCCUGGCUUCGCUGGAGAUCGCUGCGAGAUCAAUGUCGACGAUUGCCAAGGUGAUCCCUGUCUUAACGGUGGCACUUGCGUUGACUUGGUGAACCGCUUUAGAUGCCAAUGCGUGCCUGGAUUCGUUGGUAGACUCUGCCAAGAUAAGGUCGAUUAUUGCCUGGCGAAACCAUGCGCGAACGGUGGUAGAUGCAUCUCCGGAACGAAUGAUUAUCGUUGCGAGUGCAAGCCUGGAUUCACGGGAAAAGAUUGCAGCGUUGACGUCGAUGAGUGCCGUAGCGCACCCUGCAAGAAUGGUGGCACCUGUAGGAAUCGAGUGAAUGGUUUUCUAUGCGAGUGUCCGGAAGGAUGGUACGGGGAAAGUUGUGCGGAGGAGGUGGGUCUCGGUGGUACAGCAGUUUUACCGGUGGCAUCGGCCGCGAGUUCGUCCAGCGAAAGUGGUACUGCUAUUUUACCCGCAGCUGCAGCUGCCGCUGCGGUACCACCUUCGGGUGCCAGCUAUUGGUCAGGAAACUUAUCGAAACACGUCACCUCAGCAGCUGAAGCUAGAGAUGCCGGUUUGACAACGGAACACGUAGUAGUGAUAGCAACUCUUUCAACGGCCGUGCCAGCUUUUGUCUUGGUUGCAGCGCUUGCAGUAAUGUGCAUGAAGAGGCGGCAAAAGCGUGAACAGGCAAAGGCGGACGAGGAGGCGAGAUUGCAGAAUGAAAGGAACGCGGUACAUAGCAGCAUGAGCAAACGCAGCGGAGGUGUUCUCGGAGGCGGUAGCAACAGCGUCAUCGGUUCAGCUGGCGGUGGUUCAGCUGUUGGAAUCGGUAACGUCGGACUUCUGAGUGGCAUCACUGGUGGUUGCGUUGGUAGCGGAGUUACCGGUGGUGGAGUCGUCUCGGGCGGAGGUACGGUUUCUGGGGCUGGAUUGAUCGGCUCGGCCGGUGGAAGUGUCUGUACUCUUGGCACCGGAGACGCCCACAUGAUUAAGAACACAUGGACGGCGAACAAGAGUGUGAACAACGCGAGUACCGUCCGACAAGAUGACCUGGACUCCUCGUUCCAGACUGAUGUUACCCUGGAUAGUUCCUGCUCGGGCUACAAAGCAGAACCGGUGCUCCAGGAUGGUAGAACGAGAACAACGAAGCAGUUGAACACCGAGGCUGCAGCCCAUCGAGCGUCUCAUCUCUUCCAGAAGGAGAAGGACUGUUUGGGUUUGGGUCUAGGUCUUGGUGUCGCUGUACUCGAAACCGCCAAGAGGUCCUCGGUCUUUGCGAAUACUCCGAGUGACGCUUGCUGCGCGGCGGAAGCGACCCUUUUGAAAAGGCCGACGACGGUAACGGAAAGUUCCGGUCCACCCGGAAGUGGUGGGGGUGGCGGCGGUGGUGGUGUCGUCGACAGUGCCUGCGGUGUUUACGUUAUAGACGAUCAUUACAGGCAUGAUGCGACCACGCUAGCGACGACACUCGCGACGGAAGUGUAGCCUUGAGUAAUACUGUGACACAUAAAGGAACGCGUGCUUGGGACACGAAUCAAUUAGACCACGCGCGAAUCACGAACUUAUAUUUUCUUUUCUUCUUCCCUCAUUUUUCUCUCGUUUUACCCGGCGCAUUAAAGAUCGUGUCGAUUCUCAUUUUUCUUUAAACGUGAAUCGAUGCGUUCGUUGAAACAACUCUUCGAAAGACUUACAGAUUCUUCGUUCGUGUUUCCUCGACCACGUCUUAUUUAUGACGACGAGGGAAACAACGAUGACGAUGACACUGACGAAGACGACGACCACGACAACGACGGUGAGAUAAUCAUUAAGAUCUCUCGUCGAGUCGAGCGACGGACUAACUAAAUAGAAGCUCGUGAAUCGAGUUAAUAAAGUAACGAUAUGCUGUGGGGGCGGUUGGCGUAUUAGCCACUUACCCGUCUUUAGAUGUUAAUAAUAUUGUCAUGCUCGAAACAAAACUUUGUACAGAACUAAUUUAUUAUUAUUGUUAUUUACUAUUAUUAUGA
This is a messenger RNA of Vespa mandarinia (Asian giant hornet), 5498 nucleotides long. RefSeq names its product neurogenic locus protein delta (gene Delta). Gene Ontology annotation, biological process: negative regulation of Notch signaling pathway; cell communication; multicellular organism development. Gene Ontology annotation, cellular component: plasma membrane. NCBI's taxonomy places the organism in Eukaryota, Metazoa, Arthropoda, Insecta, Hymenoptera, Vespidae. Gene Ontology annotation, molecular function: Notch binding; calcium ion binding. The record is from RefSeq and is a predicted model, not a curated record.